AUGUGGUUGCCAAGCCACCGGCCCACAACCUUGCAUUGGAAAGGCAAGCAAGAUGUGCAACUCAAUGCUACUGAAAAUACAUUUAAUAAAGUUGCCAUUUGGGUAAUUGUUUCAAAUAACUACCCUGAGACCUGGAUCAUGGAAUGUAGAAAAUGCAGCGUGGAAAAAGGUGCAGAUAUAUCAUCCAUCCUGAAUGAAUCACAAGAGGCAACAUGUUUCCAAAAACACAAGGUUGAUAAUACCUGUAGUGAUCUUCAAAUGGGAGUUGAGUAUUCCAUUUCAAGCCAGUCUUGUUACGUAGAUGCCUCAUGUUUGAACUUAUCAAAAGAAAACCUAAUUUCAUCAGUCAAUGAAGAAUUUACGUAUGUCCAUAAACAGCAACACAAUACUUCAAGUGCAGUAGAAACUACAAAUGAAAUAAAUAUUAAUGCAGAUUUCUCCUAUUUUAAGAAUGAGAGUGCAUACAAAUGCAAUUAUUUUGAUGAUGGCUCUCAGUUAGAAUAUCACAGUGCUGAAGAAGAGGAUUAUAUUGAUUGUCUCUGUUCAUAUAGGCAGAAAACAGAUAAUUCAGAAAGUUUUCAAGAAAAGGAAAUGGUAAAUGAAAAUAAUGUUACAGAUCAGCAGCCAUUGGACAAACCUGAAAAUACAUUUUCUACAUCAAGUUGUGUUGUUAAGGACCAUUAUAAUGGCAAUGAAAUAUCAACAUUCCCCCAGAUGUUUCAAGACGUCAGUUGUACACAGAACCAGCAUAUAACCUUAGGUGAAAAAAGAAAUGAGAGUCUUAGCAUGUCUUAUAGUGUUGUUAAAGAUUCAUCUCAUAUGAAAGUUAAUAAAAAAAAGAAUAAUUCAAAAUUAUUUUUAGCUAACAAAGCUGAGAUAGAAGAAAAGAUUAAAGUAAAAGUUCUUAGUGAUACCACACUGAAAUCUAUUACUGCUACUACUAAAGAAAUACUUAAAACAAAUGAUUAUCUAAAUACAACCGGAAAUCCAAAUAUAUUAUGCCAGGAGAUAAGGUUACUACCUUUUCCCCAGAUUUCUCAUUAUACAGAAGAUUCAAAUACAUAUGCCUACAAACCAUCAGUUAUAGUUAAUAGUGAUAUAAAAACCUCCAUCUACAGUUCCUGUGAACAUCAUGAAAAUUGCAUUGGGAAUUUUUCUAGUACAGACUUGAAAUGCAUCACAAAUACAUACCAUGAAUCUCGUAAAAAUCUUCAAAGUGCAAUUAGCCAAGCUACUGAUGCAGCUGCUGACUUUAGAGCUAGUUUUACAACAAGUCGUGCCAUUAAUGUUAAAAGUCCAGUGGCAUCUAAGGCACAAAACACUGUGAUAACAAUGAUGAGCAAAUGUAGGCCCAGGGAAUGGUUGGCACAAGAUUCAGAAAUAAUGCCUGCAAUAGCUGACUAUAGAAGUGUUGGCUGCAAUACAGACUGGUCGUGUAUCCCUGGCAAUCUGGAGAUGAUUGACUCACAAGUAGCAAUAUCUGAUAUGUUGGAAGAUUGCAUUAGUAGCGAUGCUACAAAACAUGGAUGGAAAUCGAACUCUGAGGAUCCUUUGGAAUGGAGUAAUAUCUCUAGCAAAGAUUUGAAUGAAAUUCCAUACAGGAUGAUGCAACUAUCAAAAAAAAUAAAUUGUUUGCCAAACUGUAGUAAAGAAAUGCUACAGAGAGCCUUCAAAGCUGAAAUGCAGCUUUUAAAACUUCGUUAUCAGAUGUUUUAUCAGCAAUGCUGGCAGACUUGUAAGCUUUUUAUGAAAGAAAAGGAAAAUAUAAGCAGUUCAUCACUUGGAACCAGAAAAUCGGUGUCAGAAAUGUUAUUUUCACACAAUAAUGAAGUACCUUUACUGCACUUAAUUACAUCUCAAAAGAAUGAAAACAGUGAUUCUCAUCAGUACCUUUCCAAGAUGGAGAAAGAAAACAGUCUUGAAGAGAAAAGUUCUUUAAAUACGCAAGAAAUCAGCGAAGAGUGGUUUGAUGCUGCAGAGAACCCAACAACACUUGAGACAUCAGUUUUGUGUGCCAACCCUCUAGAGAGGUCUCCAACAGAAAUAAGGAAAAAAGAGUUGGAAAACAAUUAUUUUGUGCAUGUUGAUGGUCUGAAUCCUUCAGUAUCAGAGGUUGACCUUUGGCUUCAUUUCCAGAAGUAUAAUGUUUCUGAGGUUUUGGUUUGUGAGUAUUCUGAAAAUUACAGGUAUGCAGCUCUUACUUUUAAAACAUCCUGUGAUGCAAAGCUGGCCGUGCAAGAAAUGAAUGGGAGAGAAAUAAAAGGAAAAGCAAUGAAAGUUCAUCUUAAAAGGACAAUUAAGGAAAAAGGAAUCCAAGAGAAUCAAAACUGCAUGAAAGAAAAAUAUGAAAAUCAAGGGCCACUUUCUAAAACGAGAAACAAAUAUCAGAACAACUCUGAACUGAUUUUGGGAGUUCCUGCUGUAAUCUCAGCUCCAUUCAUGCUGCCUCCAGAUGAUCCUUUCACUUUAAAAAUGUCUGAUGUCUCCAAAGAUGAUCUGAAGUCACCGUUGGCUGCUUUGCCAUUGGCAAAUGUUUUCCGACCUGCCUCGGGUUCUUCAGAAGUGCCCAAUUCUGACAUUAUAUUUUCUAAAUCUUCACCAAAAAAAGCAUCCUUUGAAGUAGACCAAGAGGAUAUUGCAGACAGCCUCUUGCCAUUUGGCUCAGUACAGUUUACUCCAAAUCCAUCAUCUACUUUUAUAACUCCAAAUACAUUAAACUUAAGGAGUUUCCGCAAAGUAGUCAAGAAACUUGAAGAGUUACAUCCACAAAUUACUAGAGACAAUAUUUUGGCUGCUUUGAUGGAAAUAAAAGAAAACAAGAGUCAACUUAGUGGUUUGUCCUUAAGCACAAUUGUUCAAAUGACAUCAUCUCUCCUGAAUAAAAAAUGUACAUCACAGUCAGAAAAAAAGUAAUGUGAGAAAUAAGUGAGUAUCUUGAAAAUGCAUUGAAAUUGAAAUGUUUUAGAAAUCUUGAGUUGUAAUGAAUUUCUACCCCUGCUACAGUUUGCAUUUAUAUCUUAAUGCUAAACAUUUUCGGAAAUACCGUAAAUGCCUAAUUAAUACAAGUGUUCUUUACUACUGUAAUAAUUAGCUUAGCGUCAAGGCAUAAAACUACAGUUGUUCUAUAUGAUGCUGUUUUUAUGGAAUUUUUAAUUAAAAUCCAAAGAUGUUGAAAUUCAAAGGUGUGAAAUUCGUACUAAGUAGCCACCAUACUAUGGGAAGAAAAGGAAUAGGAAAAGUCAGACAACUGUAGAUAUGAAAAGAUGUGGGUGUCUUGCUGGAUCAAAAACUGAACAUGACCCAACUGGGUGGUACAGUUGUAAAAAAAAAACCCAAUCCUAGUCUGCAUCAGAAUCGAGAGAUGUCACCUAGACAGGGUGUCGCAACCACGGCUCCGGCGCCUCAUGUGGCUCUUUGACUCCUCUCUUGCGGCUCCCUGCCAACCCGGUCGCGUGAUCUACUCUCCACCUUGAGACACCGACUGUGGCUGAUGCCAACCUCACUAACACAAGGGCUGGCAGGGUGGGAGUGGGAUCCGGGUGGAGUGUAGAUGGAAUGAGGGACAGGCCCACAGCUGAGGAAUGAGCAUGAGCAGUGGUGGCAGCUUUCCCGAAGACGACCCCCCUCCUCAUGCAACCUCCUGGCCGGCUGUUGCGGGGCUGGGAGAUCACGCACAAGCGGAGAUACCUUCCUCAAGCGAGCUUGGCCAAAGCACAGCGAAGGUGCACGGAAUGGGCGGGUUGACCAGCUGACGGGCAAGCGUCUUUGGCAAGGGCACUCCGGCUUUCUCUGUACCUGAUCCCCGGAGGUGGGUGGGUGAGGUUCGGAGCCAACCCCCUUUUCUCACUGCUGAGCUUUUUUACUUCUCCAGCUGAGUGAUCCCGCCACCAGCGUUGAUUGAAAAGCGUCCUCCAGACGUGCAAGAUUUAUAGCCACCCAGAGGACGCUUUUCUAUCAAUGCCGCUGGCGGCACACUUUGCUUGAGGAGGGUAUCUCCCCUCGUGUGCGCCUUUCCACUCCUGCAAAGCCAGCCAGUGGGUCGCAGGAGGAGGAGGGUCAUAUUGGGGGAAGCCGCGGCUCAUGAUCACUCCUCAGCCAGCCCGGAUUUCUGAAAAGUUGCCAAGAAGAAAGGAGUAGCGAAGAGCCCCAAAGAGAGCUUGCCAGGUCAGCCCAGUGUCUUCUUUCUGAGAGAGCGAGAAGAGACACAGAGAGAGGGGGGAGAGAAA
This is a messenger RNA of Thamnophis elegans (Western terrestrial garter snake), 4226 nucleotides long. It is a transcript of the gene RBM44, whose product is annotated as RNA binding motif protein 44. Lineage: Eukaryota; Metazoa; Chordata; Lepidosauria; Squamata; Natricidae. The transcript has 13 exons. The record is from RefSeq and is a predicted model, not a curated record. Bases 1 to 2913 code for a protein of 970 amino acids. Gene Ontology annotation, molecular function: RNA binding.